Vespa mandarinia (Asian giant hornet) is the source of this 2421-nucleotide messenger RNA. RefSeq names its product Rho-type guanine nucleotide exchange factor (gene RtGEF). The record is from RefSeq and is a predicted model, not a curated record. NCBI's taxonomy places the organism in Eukaryota, Metazoa, Arthropoda, Insecta, Hymenoptera, Vespidae. Gene Ontology annotation, cellular component: cytoplasm. Gene Ontology annotation, molecular function: protein binding; guanyl-nucleotide exchange factor activity.
AAGGCCGAGUUAUUUAUAGAAUACUUUGUAGCAAGUAUAGGUUGGCAAGAUAUAUAAAUGUAAUGUCUGCAAUUGCACUUUAUAAGCAUUAUAUAGAUAGAAUUCAGUGUGAUUGGACCGGAUUAGAAUUAUAAUAUGUCAUAUUUAUUAAUGGAUAUAAAGUAGCCCCUCGGUAUUGUUAUAAUAAUGUAAAUAAUUGAAUCUUAAAUAGUGAUUGUACUGUCACUGCACUUACUCUCUUCAGUGUAUAAAAAGUACAUGCAAUAAUUACGUUUCAAGUUUGUAAAAUAUUCUCACAUUUAAAUGCUAGUGAUUCAUUUUCUGACUAUUCCCUUUUAAUUGAACUGCAAGAUAUUUGAAAAACAUCCAUAGUUAUGUCAAAACCUGAUGCACCUAAGUUUGUGACAGCACUCUUUUCCUUUAAGGGAAAGAAUAACGAUGAAUUGUGCUUUAAGAAAGGUGAUAUAAUAACGAUAACUCAAACGGACGAUGAAGGUUGGUGGGAGGGUACGUUGCAUGAUAAAACUGGAUGGUUUCCAUCUAAUUAUGUCAAAGAGCAUAGAGUACCAGAUAAUGGACUAUCUUCUGUUAAAGUAUCCUCAGAUAAAGGUUUACCGGAAUCACCUGUUCAUCAGAAACUUAAUCGUGAUAUAGUAAUAAAAGACAUUGUAGAUUCCGAAAGAAUUAAUGUAGCGGAAUUACAAGGCUUAGUUAAUAAUUUCUUGCAACCAUUAGAAUCAUCAAAUAUAUUAAAAAAGGAAGAGUACAAACAGUUAUUAGGUAAUAUACACGAAGUUUUGGAAAUGCAUCAACGUCUUCUUACAAAUUUGGAAGCUACCGUUCUACAAGGUGUAGCUGGUAGAAUAGGAAAUUUGUUUUUAACUCUUGCUCCAAGAUUAAAAUCUAUUCAUACCGCAUAUUGUAAUAAUCAUCCACAAGCGGUCUGCAUUCUUGAUAGAUACAGAGACGAAUUAAAUGAAUUUAUGGAAGAUAGCGGUGCAAUUUCUCCAGGUAUAUUAGUUUUAACGACGGGUCUUAGUAAACCAUUUAGAAGAUUAGACAAAUACUCUGCUAUGCUACAAGAAUUAGAAAGGUACACGGAAAAAAAUCAUUCCGAUAGAGGAGACACGCAACGAAGUAUAGCGGUUUAUAGGGAAAUAGCGGAUUCUUGUUCUUCGAUACGUAAACAACGUGAAUUAGCACUACAGGUAUUAACUAGUGGCAUUAAAGGUUGGGAAGGUGAAGAAUUAAGUUCCCUUGGUGAAAUACUUCACGUUGGAUCUGUGACUCUAGCGACAGGUGUAGAUAGAAGAGACAGAUAUUUCGUUCUCUUUCCCUCUACGUUAUUAGUAUUGAGUACCAGUCCAAGAAUGAGUUCUUUUAUUUAUGAGGGGAAACUCCCAUUGACAGGCAUUAAUGUUACAGCAACAGAGGACACUGAUGAAAUAAGGAAUGCUUUUGAAAUAACGGGACCAAUGAUUGAAAAUAUAACGGUAUUGUGUGCAAGUAAAGAAGAGAGGCAACGUUGGAUUGAGCUUCUAGUCCAAGAACAGGGUACCAAUGUAUUGAAAUCACCAACAAUGCCUCGAAUGAACAGUCAGAUGAGCGGGAAACGCCAGCGGUCGGCAGCGGAUCAUUGUUUAUCUCCAGGGAUUAAGACUCCUUGGAGUAUCGCUUCGUUACGUCCAGCCCCACCUUUAUAUACACUCAAGACAUUUGAUGAACGUCAAUUUGAAGAAGAUGCAAUUAUUCUAAAAAUAAUAGAAAGUUACUGUCUUUCUGUCAACAGUAGAUUUACCAUGAAUUCUAAUGAAUCUAAUUCUAUGAUGGAUAUUGAAUGGCAAAGAACGCGCGAUGCAUCAUCGAUGCACAAGAGAGGUGUAAAUUGGGAUACUCGUGCUGAUCGGUCAUUAUCGGAAACUGUGAAAACCUUAAAAAAUCAAAUGACAGAUUUACAGUCACAAAUGUCAUUACUUACUAAACAAUUAGAUGAAGAAAGAAGAUCUCGCCUUUCAUUAGCUGCUACUGUAAAACGCAGUAUGGCUGCUAUGGAUAGUUCCAUAUCUUAAAAUUUAUAAUUAACAUUCAGGAAAUAAAUUCGUCAAAUUUGAAUUUAAUUCAUGCUACUCGCAUGCAUCUUAACGCGCAAAAGGAUGCAUCGUACUUGGAAUGUUUUCAGAUAUCUUUAAGUUCAUAACAUAGAUUACGGUAACGUUAAGAUAGUAAAAUGUUAUUUAUCUAUUUUUAUAGUAACUCGUUCAUUCAUAAAAUAAAUGAAGGUUUCAUCAUGUGCCUAUUUUACAUACAUUGUAAAUUAUAUCAUAUUCUCAAAUUAGUGUCUUAUACUACAUCUUGUUAAUAACAGCUGAUUUGAAAGAUGAAAUAUAAAAAGAAAAUUAAAGAUAAAAUAAAAAAUAAAAA